Molecule: messenger RNA, 1563 nt
Organism: Drosophila grimshawi
Lineage: Eukaryota; Metazoa; Arthropoda; Insecta; Diptera; Drosophilidae
Gene: BHD
Product: folliculin
Exons: 3
Coding region: 35-1465 (476 amino acids)
Biological process (GO): positive regulation of GTPase activity; negative regulation of transcription by RNA polymerase II; positive regulation of TORC1 signaling
Cellular component (GO): cytosol
Molecular function (GO): GTPase activator activity
Source: RefSeq, a predicted model, not a curated record
AUAUAUAUAUAUAUAUAUAUAUAUAUAGAUAUAGAUGAACGCCGUAAUUGCGCUAUGCCACUUCUGCGAAGCGCAUGGUCCUUGCGCCAUCUUCUGCACGCAAACGCUGCGCGACACAAAAGUGGAGGAUCUCGUGAAUGUGGAGCAGCAGCAGCAGCAGGGCCAGAAAACCUGCUCCGCCUGCAAUUAUACGCUGGGGCGCAAUAACAGCAGUGCCAUUUACAGCAAAGACACGGAAAGUGGCGCCACAUUUGUUAGCACCAAGGUUGCCGCCUUGCCCGAGGUGGCCAAUCUGGUGAAGCAGGCAGCAGUGCGCAGCCUCAGCUGUGAGAUAAACACUAAUGCCAAGGACGGCGACGGUGGCUUCGUCUUCUUUGGCGACUCCGCUCGCGGUCACAUUCUCAGCCACACGUUUCGCGUGAACGAUUUGCAGGCACGCGGAUACUAUCAGCUCUUCUCGAUUAUUGUGUUAAUGAAGGACAAGUAUUUUCUGCUUAAUACCAAACCCUUUCUGGCCGAGCACUUGAGGAAGGUGUCCGCCGAGCUGCAGGCGGGCGCACAGCGGACCAAGGCAGCCGAGGAGCUCAACUAUUCAGCGCGACAGAGGCGUUUGUCUGGCGCACAGUUCCUGAUGCCGACGCCACGCUCCCUGCUGGAGCUGACGGGCGAGGAGCAUGUAUUCGCCCAGCUGCAUUCACAUUUCGCCUGGAUACUGUUGGCGGGAUCGCGAUUCCUUACGGAGCACGUCACAUUCGGCAAUCUGCCGUGGCUGCCACCGCAAAGCAGCACUCGCCCACCGGCACAGCGUUUAACCUACAAUAGCUCCACGUUGCCCAUGAUACAGAUGUACGAGGAGACGAUCGAUGAUCCCGAACAGGAGGAGUUCUUCUCGCUGCGACACAUCAAGACUGUCGUUCGCAAGGAGGACUUUGCCACCGUUUGCUAUUGUGCUCUGACCGGCGUCAAGAUCAUCGUGCGUGGCGCCCCGGAGCGCACGUUCCGUUUCAUGGUGUGCCUGAAGAAACUGCUGCCGGAGCCAAUGCAUAAUCUGAUGCGCAUAGAUGCACAACAUCAGCACUCAAUUAGCUCCGAGUACAAGAUCAUAUCGGUGUCCAACGAUAUUGCCGUGCCUAUUGCGAGCAGCUCCGUCUUCCGCAUCGAUUUCCUCGACAAGCAUGUCAAUGGCAACGAUAUCGUCUCCGUCAAGUGGCCCGGCGAACUGCCCAGAAAAAUUCCAGAUCUCAUGGUCAAGCUGCAGAAGGCCGUGCAGGCAGUCGAUGAGAAGACCUUCACCGAGCUGGUGCUCAACAAGCAGACCAAGGUGCUAAUCGAGGAGUGGAAAAACAAAGUGAUUUGUCUGAAUCAUGCAAAGUCGGGCAGCGUGCAGGCCAAGCUGAAGAAGGUGCUAGGAGUGCAGCCGCAGGAUCAGCCCAUUGUCAAUUACUGGAGCACACACUUGCACUAGGCAAGGAGUGAUGGGGGUUGUAUUAUAUUGUUUAUAGAAAUGUUUGUUUCACUUCUUGAAAUAAAAAUUCUUUAUUGCCAAAAGGGUCUGCUCCCUUU